AUGGGUAAUCUUAUGGCUAAGCUCAAGGACCUUUUCUCAGGUGAAAGGAAACUUGAGAUGUGUCUUGUUGGUCUGGAGAACAGUGGAAAGACAACAUUGUUAAAUGUACUUUCUGUGGGUCAUCCUAUUGAGACAUUCCCAACUGUAGGCCUUAAUGUGAAGAUGCUGCGUAAACAAGGCGUUCAGUUUAAAGUAUGGGAUCUCGGUGGUCAGGAACGUUUUCGCAGUGAGUGGGGCCGCUAUACACAAGGUUGUGAUUGUAUUAUUUACUGUGUUGAUUCCAGUGAUUUCCAGCGCACAGAACUUGCAAAGCGUGAAUUGCAUAAAUUACUAGAGGAUAAGGCACUACAUGGACUUCCUUUAUUGGUCUGUCUAAACAAGAUUGAUCUGGAGCCGCAUAUGAGUAAGGAGGAAUGUGUACAGUUUCUUAACUUGCAGGCUAUUCACGAGAAUCCAUGGUUGGUUAUUCCAAUUUCCGCUCUACGCCAGAUAAAUAUCAAUGAGGUUGUUGAUUGGUUGGUAAAGAACUCUCAUAAAUGA
Molecule: messenger RNA, 540 nt
Organism: Trypanosoma theileri
Lineage: Eukaryota; Euglenozoa; Kinetoplastea; Trypanosomatida; Trypanosomatidae
Product: ADP-ribosylation factor-like protein
Exons: 1
Coding region: 1-540 (179 amino acids)
Biological process (GO): protein transport
Molecular function (GO): GTP binding; GTPase activity
Source: RefSeq, a predicted model, not a curated record